Molecule: messenger RNA, 2211 nt
Organism: Haliotis rufescens (red abalone)
Lineage: Eukaryota; Metazoa; Mollusca; Gastropoda; Lepetellida; Haliotidae
Product: 2'-5'-oligoadenylate synthase 1A-like
Exons: 11
Coding region: 111-2021 (636 amino acids)
Biological process (GO): regulation of ribonuclease activity
Cellular component (GO): membrane; cytosol; nucleoplasm
Molecular function (GO): 2'-5'-oligoadenylate synthetase activity; double-stranded RNA binding
Source: RefSeq, a predicted model, not a curated record
AAGAAAUGGAACAUGAUGCAUUUCUGCGAACCGUAAGACGAUCAAUAGAUUACAGAUCCUUGGACAGCCAACGGUCCUCGUAACAAAAUUAGCAGCGACAAGGCACCAGUAUGACAACAUAUCCCCCGGGGCCCGAACCUCUCCUCCCUGGCAUGGUGCGAGGCCAGACGGUGCAAGAGUUCAUGGCAGGAUGGGGUACAUCUGAUGGGAGUGAGACGCAUGAACUGAUCGACCGAGUUAUACGAUUUCUGAGAAAUAAUGUUCCAAUUAGUGUUGCGAAGAUUGUCAAGGGUGGAUCCAUUGGAAGGAACACUAAUUUCAGCACUCCCUCUGACGUGGACAUCUUUGUCUUCUGUAAUGACCUGGGUUCUGUGCAUGGUAUGACUACACAGACGAGGGGGCUUCUCAACACCAUCAGAUCCAAGCUGGACUCCAGAGAGUGGUUACCAUCAGCUGGGAGUAUAGGGCCCAUUGAAUACACGGCUCACUCCAUCACGUUUCUUCUGACAUGCCACGAUUUGGAACAACAACACGUCAUACACAUAUUCCCUUUGUACGACAUCCUAAAAAACAAGAACGUGCACGACGUGUACAUGGACAUGAGAGAACUCCCUGAUGAUUACAGAGACUGCUACUCCGCGUGUCUGGCGGAGAUACAGAUAGGCUUCAUCAAACAGGCGCCGAGCAAAGUACACUCCCUCAUGAGACUCAUGAAGUACUGGCUGAAGAUGGAUGUGAAGACUGACACAGGCUACUACUUUAUCGAGACCAUGGUCAUGCACAGAUGGCAGCGGGCGGGAAAACCGGACGCCUUCAACAUAUGUGACUGGUUUGAAGAGAUUAUGACACAGUUGGCCGACCUUACAUCGCUUAGUAUUAUAUGGGAAGAUAAAUACACGGCAAGCAACUACAGGACCGUUCCGUCGAAACCGGUGGUGUUGGACCCUGCAAACCCCUUCAGAAACGUCAUCCCCGAUCAACGAUGCUGUGAGAGUAUGAUGAGAUGUGCCAGAACUGUGGUCCAUCGGAGCCAACAACUUAAGGAGUACAAACGUGAAGGACCCGCCCCCAUCCUUGAAGGAAUGGAGAGAGGACAAUCACUGCAGCAAUUUAUCCAGUACACCGUACAACCGAGCAGUGACGACCGCCGGAAGUGCGACCAUCUUGUGGAUCGUCUCACGUACUUCCUACAGCAUCACACGCGUCUCAGUGUCAACAUGGUUGUCAGGGGCGGUUCACUUGGAAAGAGCACGAACGUUCUUGGAAAGUCUGACGUCGAUCUCGUCGUGUUCGUAAACAACGCCAAGUCUCUCCAAGACCUUGCGACUAAGAUGUCAAUCCUUCUGAAUAUUUUGCAAGAUGCCCUGGAUUCAAAAUGGACGGAAUUUGCAGGAUAUUUGGAGUAUGUAAACCGGUCGGACCGAGGACUUCAGUACAACCUCAGCUGCGGAGACAACGACCAUGUUCACGAUGUCGACAUUCUGCCAUCCUUCAACAUCCUCGGAGCUAAAUCUCCUCUUGAGGUGUUCAGUGAGAUGAAACCCAUGACGGACGAUGAGAGGCGGUUGUAUGCGCCAUGUUUUUCUCAGAAACAGGUGGACUUCGUUAAGCAGACUCCUAUCAAGGUGAAGAAUCUGAUACGGCUGGUGAAAUACUGGGCAAAGGUAGAAGUCAACAUAGAAGUCAAAGCUGUGACGUCAUUCUUCCUGGAACUAUUGGUCAUCUCUCAUUGGAUGACUAAUGCCUCUCCAUCCGACUUCGUCACCAAGGAUUGGUUCCGGGAGAUCAUGACCCAGCUGACCAAUCUGACGUCACUGCGAAUAUUGUGGCCUGAACAAUACGACGCAGCCUCAUUCUGUGUAUUUCGAGAGAACCCUGUGGUGUUGGAUCCUACCAACCCUUACAUCAAUGUAGCUCCACGACGGAAACAUCACUCCCUUGUGAUGACGUGUGCACAGAACGUGCUGUACAGAAUGCAGGCGUGGGAGAACUACAGAACUGGGCGUUACCCAGACAGUUAGAGCUCACCCUGACUGACAAGCACAGAUGAAUCUAUGGCUUAUUCUAUUAAUUGGUUGCACAUAGCGACCGAUGAAACCCGCUGGCAGAUUAUUUGUCAUUGAUGACGAUAACUUUAGUGACACUGACGUGAAAGAUGAUGUACAAAUGUGUACGAAAAAAUAAGUUUGUUAUACAAGGAAAACACUUCUA